CAAGAGCUGUCAAACUCACCCCGAUGGCCGAACCGUCUGACUCCUCGUCCGAAUGGGCACAGGGGGCGUCACAGCCAAAGGUGAUUGAAACGAUUCUUGAAUCUGCCAAAAAGGCGUUUGACCCAUCUCUUGACACGGACUCUCGGGAGCUACGGGAGAAGGAAUAUGAGGAUACCAUCGCGAAAACGGACACGUGGGCGCUUAUCCAUGCCCUCAAUACGGUCAUUAAACCAGACGUCCUGCCUGCAUGGCUCAGGCAAACCAUUUUGAAGACACUCACAUUGGUUCCUCUCAGACCGGAUGGUGUUCGAGGGACAUUGGAGUUCGUCUUCUCCGUUCACCCUAGCAAUAGUACGUCAGGGGCAGGCGCGUCCCAACCGCAGAAGGGCGGCGCUGGCAUUACACACGAAGCUGUUGCAGUGGCAACCAAACUGCUAUCGUCCGUGCCGUCAUCUAUGUCCCCGGAUGCGUGGUUCGAGGGGAUAUCUGGUCAACUAUUCAAUCUCUUUGAUGGCGGAGAUGGGCCUGAACUUGCUAAGACCGCGGCGCAAAUUGUCGGUUUCGGGAUACUCGGGAAAAGACAGUUUGGUGCUCCUGGUGCGCCUGGAUGGAACGCCUUCGUGAAACCACUAUUGGACAACAUCAGCCCAACCAUUGAGUCACAAAGCAGCGAACAAAAUAGCGUAACACCGGAACCAGAGAUUAUUGACAUGCGGCGAGGUCAAGUACUGGUAACAGCACAAUCACUAGAGACGGCGGUUCGGCGCCUCCAAAUACUGAUCCACUCCAACCCAUCGCCGGGCCUUUGCAGGAGAGUUCUCCGACCAGUUAUCCUCCAACUCUGGAGCCUCUCGUCUUGGAACGGCGUCUCGACGCACACCGAACAGCACGUCUGCAGCGCAGCACGCAGUCUCGUCCAGAUGUACCUCAGGUUAUUUGGCACACUGGACAGCAUUGUCUCUCUCAUCGAGAAUGUAACGUGUACAGGAUCGACAAAUGCAUCGGGAGUUCAAUGGACAUAUCACGUGUACCACGAUGGAGAGUUGAACAUUGUUGAGCGCCACGAACACCCUGUACAAGGUCAUGAACCCCUGGAUUUGGCCAUCAUUGAACGAAGAACAACGAGUCUCGUCGACACAAUCACGGCAUCUUGCUCGAACGAGGAAGUUUCCGCAGUCUUCCUUCAUCUGUUGCGCCGCUGGAUUAAGACUUCACACAGGCAGCGCGACACGGGCAUACAGAUCAGGGCCCCAAUUGACAACGACCUUACACCCGUCGAAGAGCUCAUCGAAGUGAGCGUAUUGCAAACGCUCAUGGACAAGGCACCAGAGAAGCUUGUCGGCCACUUUGAUCAAUUAUUGGACGUCAUCAGCCAAGUCUUGGCAGCCGAUGAGCGUUCACCACUGGGGGAUGAUCUCAUCGCCAUCGUCUUGAGUCUGCUGAACCUUGUAAUUACAGCACCAAGCUUCCAGAAGUCCGACAUCAGUCCCGACGAGCUGCGAACCAUCGAGGGCGCACUCGACCGGAUAGGCAGUAGAGAUCAGCCCGAUACCUCCCCCACAGCGAGGAACUUGGCGAUGCUGUUGAAGUAUCGCGAUCAAGUGGAAGAUCCAGAUGACGUCAAACCAAGGCCGUCCACAAGGCAGAUAGAGGACAGGAAGAUCUACAACCUGGCCAUGAGCUACAUCACGGGCGAUAGCAAUAACUCGCCGCCGGUCGUGUCCGAGGGCCUGAACAUGCUCUCUACACUGAUAGUUUCAGAGAGCCCAAUACUGGAUAUCACCGCAAUCACCGUGCUCAUGUCCAAUCUACUGAAGGAAAACGAGGACUACAUCAACUUGAGGGUCGUCAAGGUGUUCACACAACUCGCGAACAAACACCCGAAGUCGACGAUGAGGGAGCUUCUCGACAAUUACUUGGACCCGCAAGAGAAGGCCGCAACGGAUGUGCGGCUCAGAUUCGGCGAGGCAUUGGCGCAGGUCAUCGAGCGUCUAGGCCAAACAUUCUCUGGCGAAGUAGCGCAGCAAGCUUGUGAAAGCCUCCUUUCCAUUGCCGGUCGCCGUGGCUAUCGACCGAAAACAAUGGCCAGACAGGAGAGGGAUGACAGAUUGCAGAAGCUAAAGCAGGAAAGGGGGGUAGAUGAUUCGGGUGAGGAUGUUGACACGGAGCAAGACGAACAUCUGACUGAAGAGGAAAAGGCGGACAACGCUGUAUUGGCACAGAUUGUUCAGGGGUGGGACAGCAAAAGAGGAAGCGAGGACAUUCGCAUGAGGACGUCGUCGCUAUCGAUAUUCGGAGCGGCGCUCGAGACGAACAUUGGGGGGAUUGGACCAACGUUGGUCUCCAAUGGCGUUGACCUAUGCGUCAGCGUGCUCACGCUUGAGCGGCAGCCAGAGGCUGGGAUACUUCGCCGGGCGGCAGUCGUGGUCAUCCUCAACUUUGUCAAAGCCCUGAGCGAUGCAAAGGAGUCCAACAAAUCACUCGGCUUUGGUCUCACCGACAGCAGCCGCCAAGACAUGCACACGACACUCGAAUACGUGGCACAGACGGACAAUGACGGGCUAGUGCAGCAACACGCUCGUGACGUUGCCGAGACGCUGGAAAACUGGGGGAUCGGGAGUCUGCUACCAAGCCAAGGCGAAACGACUGCGCCAAAACUGACACAUUUGGCGGGUCUACGAGUAAAUGAGGAUGGGAAUCUCGUUGAUGCAUCUGGGCGACCUCGUCCUAGGAUUGAGGAGGUAGAAUGAAGAGAAGAAAGAGAUUAGACGUCGACUACUGACAGGUACGGGUCAUGCAGAUAUAAUUUUGGAAACCGGGGACUAGGCACGCCAAAAAGGCUGGGCGGCAUGAAACAGCAGCGACACCCCGGCGGACCAUAAGUUUAUGCAGACGACGAGACACUCGUGUCCGUCGGCGUGGAGGAUCACGGCGGCUGAUUUUCCGUGGCUGGCGGAUCCGACACGGCGGUGCUGAUCUGACCCGAUGAUCAGCACCCGGAUCGCCCUUGACGGCCGUUGAGUAGGAGACGGAGACGGCGGUCUGGACUCGGUCGGCGGCAGGCCGUCGGAGAUGAGCUAUGUUAUUCUCGUGUCACGUACAGGGACGGACGACUCAGACCUUGGACGUCGAGGAUGACGACGCUGACAGGGUGGAGUGCCCGGCACUCGUACAGCCUCAGUGGCGUGCUGCAAGUACAUUACCAUACGGGGAAUUUGUAGCAUGUAGUAGUAAUACGGAAAGCAACUGAGGUGAGGGGUCGUCUCGGGGUAAAUUUACG
This is a messenger RNA of Purpureocillium takamizusanense, 3280 nucleotides long. RefSeq lists its product as uncharacterized. Gene Ontology annotation, biological process: protein secretion. The record is from RefSeq and is a predicted model, not a curated record. NCBI's taxonomy places the organism in Eukaryota, Fungi, Ascomycota, Sordariomycetes, Hypocreales, Ophiocordycipitaceae. The coding region runs from base 24 to 2750 and encodes 908 amino acids. The transcript is spliced from 3 exons.